Kickxella alabastrina is the source of this 447-nucleotide messenger RNA. RefSeq lists its product as uncharacterized. NCBI's taxonomy places the organism in Eukaryota, Fungi, Kickxellomycota, Kickxellomycetes, Kickxellales, Kickxellaceae. The transcript has a single exon. The annotation marks the transcript as partial. The record is from RefSeq and is a predicted model, not a curated record.
CUCUCGCGACAAGAAAUCCUGCGCGGCGCAGCCAACCGACUGCUCUACUCCAAAUUCUACACAUACUACUAUGGGAUAAUGCUCUUCCUGGGUCUAAUAUCACUCGGAACCGCACUCAUAGAAACCUGCCCCUCGAUAUUCUUUAUUGUAAUUGAAUCCAUCAUGUGUAUCUGCAUGAUGCUUGAAAUCAUAACGCGCGCGCUCGCCAUGCACUGGUCCUUUCUCACAACAUGGUGGAACUACUUUGACAUUAUAAUUGUGAUGUUCUGCGGAAUCACCCUUAUACUGUUGUCCGGAGACUGCUCGCCGGGAUCGAACUCGGAGGAGCUGCUUAAUACGGUUAUGAUUGUUGUGAGAAACGGUGCCCAGGUUUUCCGCCUACUGGCCACGUUGCGGAAGAAUCGCAGGCAGAUGGACGCUAGAGGGAUGAAUGUGGACCUGGAUGAU